Molecule: messenger RNA, 1805 nt
Organism: Megalobrama amblycephala (Wuchang bream)
Lineage: Eukaryota; Metazoa; Chordata; Actinopteri; Cypriniformes; Xenocyprididae
Product: interferon-induced protein 44-like
Exons: 5
Coding region: 69-908 (279 amino acids)
Biological process (GO): double-strand break repair
Molecular function (GO): ATP hydrolysis activity
Source: RefSeq, a predicted model, not a curated record
AGUGGCAAGAUUAUCUGACUAUUCCAUGCAUACCCUGCACAGUAUUCACACGAUACUAUAGAAAUAUUAUGUCAGUAUUGUAUUUCAUAGUGCACAGAAUUGUCUUUUGUUUUGAUAGUCAGAAAGAAGCCCUGAAAAAGAAGCUAGAAGACUUCACUCUGGAUAAUCCAGAUGUAAAGAAAAUCAGUAUCCUUGUAGCUGGACAAAUUGGAGCAGGAAAGUCCAGCUUUAUUAACUCCAUCAAUAGUGCCUUUCAAGGACGGAUCACCUCUAGAGCGCUAGUUAAUUCAUCUGCUGGUGACAGUCGUAGUUUCACACAAGACCUGAAAGGAUUCACCAUCAAAAGUAGGAAAAAAUCUUUGCCCUUCGUCUUCAAUGAUAUAAUGGGCUUAGAACCUGAUCAACUGACUGGGUCGCAUAUAGAAGAUCAGUGCUGUGUUUGGCAACGGCUAUUCAACCAGAAGCAGACACCCACUUAUAAGGAUCAACAUUACACCUGUGACCCUACCCUUUCCGAUCAGGCUUUCUGCCUAGUUUAUGUUAUAGCCGCAGAAACAGUCCAAUUCACAGAUGAACGACUUAAGAAGUUGAAGAUCACAGAGAAUGAGAGAGCUAAGGGGAUUCCUCAAGUGGUUAUCAUGACCAAAGUGGAUGAAGCAUGUCCGCUGGUCAAAAAUAAUCUAAGGAAGAUCUACAGUAGCAAGAAGAUCAAAGAGAAGAUGGAGACGUGCAGCGCCGAAACAGGUGUGCCAUUGACAAACAUCUUCCCAGUGAAGAACUACCAUGAGGAGAUUGACACAGAGGAUGACAUUGAUGUUCUGAUACUGAAGGCACUUGAACAGAUUGUUCAGAUUGCCAAUGUUAGAUUGAAGGACAGCAAUGAUAAAAAUGAUUCUGUGGUGAAGUAAAUUCUACAGAAAAAAAACAAAUGUAUUUUCUAACUGAAUAACUUAGUUCAGGCAAGAAUUAAAAAAAGGGAAAAUUCUAUAAUAGUACUCAAUUUAAGCCUGUAGAAAUUAAAGUGUAAAUAUCAACAUUAUCAAAUAAAGUAAAACUACUAAAUGUUCUGAUAAUGGUGUUCCCAUCAUGCACUCGGCCAUGACUAAUUAAUAAGGUUGCAUUUUUCACUGUUUUCCUGUAUUUAUGCUGUUUUAUAAUUGCUUUUGUUGUUAGGUUUAGCAACUUUUUGUUUUGUGCAUCUAGAGUUCAUUUUCUACUCAAAAUGACACAUUCAUAUUCAAAUGAUCCAUCGAAUGUUAUUGUUAUUGUGUACCAAGUAUUGAGGUCUCUGUGUUCAGGUGGGUAACACAUUCUGUUAUGUAGAUAUGUUGUCUACACAAUAUCUACUGUAUUAUUUAUUUAGAUGUUUUAAGUGUUAUAUUGUUUGAGUAAAAUGUACUUGAGUAUUGCAAAGUAAACUUCAACUACUCAAGUAGAAAUUACUUAAACUUUAAUUGGCCUAGUUCCAUUUCGAUACUACACUCGUACUACGCAAUGAAAGAAAACUCCUUUUCUCAGAUUUCUGAAGCCUUUUUCAAUCACACAGUGAAAUUGCACUGCCAUUGGUUCGUGAAGUUGAACAAAAACGAACCAAUGACGACUCACUAUGGUGAGCGAGCUCGUCCGUGCCCGCCAAAAGGGGCAGGGUAUUAGGCUAUAUAAGUGAGCGUCUCACCUAGGCAGACAGAUUCAUUCUCCUUCAGCGACGGUGAUCACUUCUCUUCACUGGAUCUUAGGACUUGAAGCCGUCUUCACCUGCAAGCAGCCAAAAGCUUAAUCAGCAUAGUGAAGCCUCUCAUCCAUUG